GGGUGAUCCCAACUUCCGGUGAAAGAGGAGAAGUGUCUCACACGAUUACUCUGACAAGGCCUAUCGUUACUUACCCGUAGGUAGUUGAACGGGGUUUCGGUAAUAGCCAUGGCUCUGUGAUCGCCAAUAAGCCAUCUAAUUAACUUUUUAAGAAAUUAGGAGACGUCGCCGUAGACGCCGCUUUGACUAAACGCCACAUCGUCAGAGCCACAGGUUUGAACGUUACCCCGCGACUGCCAGCUAGUUAGCUAGCUAGCUAAAGACGCAGCUAGCUAUUCGCCAACCAAGCACCUCUAAAUUAGGUCCUGGUGUCUAUUUCAAGAUGUCAACGGCGGGGUUUAACUCUCAGAAUGGGACAGGGACAGGACAGACAUAUACGAAUGGUCCAUCACAGAAUCCAGUUGCCCUGCAGCAGCUGCCAGGGGUCAGCUAUGGCAUGACUCACCAACCAACCUACAAUCCAAUGCAGGCCAAAGCUCCCCCACCUCCCGGCCCUGGACUUUACCCCUCUGGGCCAUACCAACCUGUUCCUCCAGGCAGCUCCUACCAGCCUGGCCCACCACUCACUUCCUACCCAGCUCCUCCAGGCCAGUCGCUGUUGACCAGGCCUCUCAUGGGAGGUCCUCCAUCCCAUACCCCUCCUCAGUCUGCCAGCCCCAGCCCUGGUCCUCGGCUGCCCCCUGCACAGGCCACACCUCCCCCUCCUGCUGUAUCUUCUAGUAGCUACUACCCAAAUCCCCAGCAGCCGCACCCCAUGGCGCCAGCAUGGCAGUACAACGCAGCUCCCCCACCAAUGGGGCCACCCACUUCCAUGAGCACACCUCCCCGCGGCCCCGUGGCUAAUCAUGUGAACCCAGCUGCAAGCUCGACAGCACCGCCACCACCACCAACAUCGGCAGCUUACAGCUCUGCACCACUAGCCCAUGUGUCCCAUAGUGUCACCCAGCCCCCAGGUCCAGGGAUCCCCCCCACCUCUCUGCACGGAUAUACCCAGCCAGGCACUGCACCACCGCCAAUGACUCCCAUGGCUCCCCACACAUACCAACCAAGCAGAGCUCCCUAUGGCCCCCCACCCACAGGCCCCCCAUCAACUAUGAAACCCCCACCGCCUCCCACUGGACCCCCAAUGGCCAAUGCCACACCUCCACCCCCCAAGGCAGAUGCUCAGUGUGGGGGGGCUGUUAACAGCACCCUGCCCCCCACUGAGCCCGACUGCCAGGAGGGGGAUAUUGAAUGUCCAGGAACUGUGGCUGGCAAUGGCCCACAAGCACCAAACAGCUAUAAUCAUGUUGACAACAAAAUGGCUGGCCUGCCUCAGCCUGGACCACCUGGUCGGCACUUGGGCCACUACCCCUCCCUCCCCCCUGGGUAUCAGAACACCUCAGCUCCUCACAACGCCACCUCCCCCAUGCACCCUGCGAUGCAGGCCGCCACGCAGCCUUAUACUCAAGCACCUCAGUCAUACCAGCAGCCACCUGGUGGCCCAGGGCCAGCCCAACUGAGCCCGUCCCUGGCAGCCAUGAGUCUCCAGUCCAGCACCCCAGAGGCUCUGAGAGUGGUCAACCUGCUGCAGGAGAGGAACCUGCUGCCACCAAGCCCGAUCCCUGCCCCAACGCCCUGUCUCCCACAGGACCUGCAGAAGAUCAACUGCAACCCCGAGGUCUUUCGUUGUACGCUGACCAGCAUCCCUCAGACUCAGUCACUGCUCAAUAAAGCCAAGAUGCCGCUGGGCCUGCUGCUCCACCCCUUCAAAGACCUCUCGCAGCUUCCUGUGGUGACAUCCAGCACCAUCGUCCGGUGUCGGUCCUGCAGAACCUACAUCAAUCCCUUCGUCUCUUUCCUGGACCAGAGGAGGUGGAAGUGUAACCUGUGCUAUCGGGUCAAUGAUGUUCCAGAGGAGUUUAUGUACAACCCAGUUAGCAGAUCGUACGGAGAGCCACACAAAAGACCCGAGGUCCAGAACGCCACCAUCGAAUUCAUUGCUCCUUCAGAAUACAUGCUGAGGCCACCACAGCCUGCUGUUUACCUCUUUGUUCUUGAUGUAUCCCACAACGCAGUGGAGACAGGCUACCUGAAUGUGUUCUGCCAGUCACUGCUGGACAACAUCAACUCGCUUCCUGGAGACUCUCGGACAAAGGUAGGCUUCAUCACCUUUGACAGCACCAUCCAUUUCUACAACCUCCAGGAGGGACUUUCUCAGCCUCAGAUGCUCAUUGUGUCUGACAUCGAAGAUAUAUUUUUACCAACACCAGACAGCCUUCUAGUAAACCUCAAUGAAUGCAAAGAGCUUGUGCAGGAUCUGCUGAAGAGCCUCCCAACUUUAUUUGAGAAGACUAUGGAGACCCAGUCUGCCCUGGGUUCAGCUCUGCAAGCAGCCUUCAAGCUGCUGUCACCCACCGGAGGGCGCAUGUCCAUCUUUCAGACCCAGCUGCCCAACCUUGGUGUCGGGGCACUCCAGUCCAGAGAAGACCCCAACCAACGGGCAUCUGCCAAGGACGUCCAGCACUUAUCCCCAGCGACAGACUUCUACAAGAAGCUGGCUCUGGACUGCUCCGGCCAGCAGGUGGCAGUUGAUCUGUUCCUGCUCAGCUCUCGAUACUGCGACCUGGCAUCGCUCGGCUGCAUAUCAAGAUACUCUGCAGGGAGCGUUUACUACUACCCCUCCUACCACCACCAGCACAAUCCUGCUCAGGUGGAGUGCUUCCAGAAGGAUCUAAAGAGAUACUUAACAAGGAAGAUCGGCUUCGAGGCCGUCAUGAGGAUACGCUGUACCAAAGGUCUGUCCAUCCACACGUUCCACGGAAACUUCUUUGUGCGCUCCACAGAUCUGUUGUCACUUCCCAACGUGAACCCAGACGCUGGCUUUGCGGUUCAGAUGUCCAUCGAGGAAAAUCUGGAUGACAUGCAAGUUGUCUCAUUCCAGGCUGCGCUGCUUUACACGUCCAGCAAAGGCGAGAGGAGGAUCCGUGUCCACACCUUGUGUCUCCCUGUGGUUAAUUCUCUGUCAGACAUCUUUGCUGGUGCUGAUGUUCAAGCCAUCAGUGGACUACUGGCUUGCAUGGCUGUGGACCGCUCGGUGACGGCCAGUAUGAGUGAUGCCAGAGAUGCGAUGACCAACGCUGCCAUCGACUCGCUGACGUCAUACCGGCAGUCUGUGUUGACCAUCCAGCAGCCCGGCCUGCUGUCCCCAGCCUGCCUCAGACUCUUCCCCCUCUAUAUCCUCGCCCUGCUCAAACAGAAAGCCUUCAGGACAGGGACCAGCACCAGGCUGGAUGACCGGGUGUUUGCCAUGUGUCAGCUGAAGUACCAGCCGCUGGCCUACGCAAUGCUGAUGAUCCAUCCUGCCCUGUACCGUGUGGACAAUCUGACAGAUGAGGGAGCUUUGAACAUCAAUGAGCGGACCAUCCCUCAGCCCAGAGUGCUGCAGCUGUCUGUGGAGAAGCUCAGCAGGGACGGAGCUUUCCUCAUGGAUGCUGGAACGGUGAUGUUUCUGUGGAUCGGACGGAACUGCCACCCCAACUUCCUCACACAAGUCCUGGGAGUUCCCAGUUACGCUGCUGUGCCUGAUAACCUGUAUCUGCUCCCCGAGCUGGACACUGCCGAGUCGCAGAGAACCAGAGCUUUCAUCGGUUGGCUCAGAGACCAGAGGCCGUUCUUCCCCUCCCUGCAUGUCAUCAGGGACGAGAGCCAGCUGAAACCCACCUUUAUGCAGAACAUGAUCGAAGACCGAACAGAGUCGGCCCUGUCAUACUACGAGUUCCUGCUCCACCUCCAACAGCAAAUCUCCAAAUAAUUUUCAGUGGGACUGUGGAGAACAGGGAACACUCAAGUGAGGACGUGCAUCAGUGUAUGUGUGCGUAUGUAUGUACAUGGUGUGUGUGUGUGUGUGUGUGUGUGUGUGUGUGUGUGUGAAAGCAGUGGAAGUCAGACUCAAGGAUGUCUCUUGCUCAGUCUUCGGCUAUGGCCCACCAUCUCUCUGAGGAAAAGCUGAACUGAUGUGACGUGUCGCUCAAAUCAAACUAUGUGACGGACAGUGUGAGGACAAAGAGACGAAGAAUCGAAUCUGAUGCUUAUUUGGCACUUUUUACCCAGCUGAAGCAGUGCGUUGGAAGAAGAAAAAAGAAGCAAGAAAUCCAAGAUGAUGAUGAUUGUGAUUAUAUAUGUCAAUGAUCGAAUGAAUCAGUGUUUAUUCUCAGAGAACAAUGCUGUCUAACUGAGGUAUCGUUCUGAUACAGUUCAGGCAAACGGAUGUGUGAAGUGUUUUUGUUCAAAAAGCACAGUCGUCUUUACUAAAACAAGUCAAAUGUAUGUUUGUGUGUGCUUAAGACUAGGUUUAUGAGGAAGGUUAGUAUGUCUGCGCUCAAAGACUGUUAUUGAGUGUCACCAGGAGUAUUUGUACACAGAACACCUGAGCUCUAACAACACUCUUACUAUCGUACCUGAAGGACAGAACGUGUGCUUUUUUUUUAUUUCCCACUCAUUAUAAUUGUGUGUCGAACAAAUGCGUAGACUCUGUUGUAAAAGGCAGGAAUGUUUAAGGUGUUUGAAGGCGGAUUGACCUCGCCGUCAUCGCUGCCUUGAAUGUGUGGACUCGGCAGUGGAAGGUCUAUUUCAUUGGUCUGAUCUGUCCUUCAGCAACUCUCUGUCAUCCUUUCUCUCUCUGGACAUUCAGAACACCCCUGACGACAUCGCUGUUCUGUUUGUUUGUUUCUUCUUUUUUUGUUUCCAGUUAUCUAAUAAUUUAUGAGACUCCCAAUCUGAUUAAAUUCUAUAAUUGCCUUGUAUGGGAAGUCACUUUUUAUUAUUAAACCUCUGUUUAAAUACAGACUCUAUAUAUGAAAUAUUUUAAUAUAAUAGGAUAUGGGAAAUUCUUUAACACAGACAUAACAAAGCCAUUGUGAUCUUUUAAUCAUGCUUAUUGAUACUUGUAUAUUGAAAAUACUGCAUUAUAUAAAGGUGAAGAAAUGCUGAUGAUUUUAGUAUAAACAAUAAGGUGAAAUGACGCUAAGGAAAUAAAAUGUUUGGGACUUUUUAAAUGUAGUUUUGUGUGUUGGUGGGUGAACAGUGUUGAUUCAAUGAAAGCAAAGACUACAAAACAGUAUGGACCAAUAAUAGUCAAGUUUUCUCUUGACUCGGCGUGAGUUUUUUUGAUUUGGUCUGAUUUCAUACAGUUUGUAAUGUAUGUAUUAUAUAAGCAAACAUGUAUUUAGGAACAGACAAAUAUGUUUUGGUCUUGCACAAAAUUGUCUUUCAUAAAAAAACUGAUGAAAAUAAAAAUAGCCUGUGUUUGUACAGAGUAAA
Messenger RNA from Epinephelus moara (kelp grouper), 5301 nucleotides. It is a transcript of the gene sec24a, whose product is annotated as SEC24 homolog A, COPII coat complex component. The record is from RefSeq and is a predicted model, not a curated record. Bases 323 to 3793 code for a protein of 1156 amino acids. Gene Ontology annotation, biological process: endoplasmic reticulum to Golgi vesicle-mediated transport; COPII-coated vesicle cargo loading; intracellular protein transport. Lineage: Eukaryota; Metazoa; Chordata; Actinopteri; Perciformes; Serranidae. The transcript is spliced from 24 exons. Gene Ontology annotation, cellular component: COPII vesicle coat; endoplasmic reticulum exit site. Gene Ontology annotation, molecular function: SNARE binding; zinc ion binding.